CUUGCCAAAGGGCACGUCAGCAGGACAGGUGCUCUUUGUGAUUGUGUUGCUUCUUUCACUGAAUCCGCCCCAUGUGUUGUUUCUCUCUCCAGGUUUAACCAGUGUUUCUCUAUGGCUUCACGUCUGAGAGCUUACAUGACUGAUAAUGAACCUCUGAUUCUGGAUGGUGGACUAGCGACUGAACUGGAAGCUCAAGGAAUACAUUUACAGGGAGAUCCGUUGUGGAGUGCCAGACUGUUGCACACCAAUCCCCAGGCCAUAAGAGAGGCUCAUUACAGGUUCCUCCUCAGUGGAGCUGAUGUUAUCACCACAGCCACAUACCAGGCAAGUAUCACAGGGUUCAUCACUCACAUGGACGUGAGCUCUGAAACUGCCAGAGAGCUGCUGAUGUCUGGUGUUCACCUGGCCAAAGAGUCAGUGAAGAGAUUUGUCUCCGACAGCCGUCCAACAGAGCAGAGAUCUCCCUUGGUGGCCGGCUCUGUUGGACCAUACGGGGCUUUUCUGCACAAUGGUUCAGAGUACACUGGGGCGUAUGCAGAGGAGAUGAGUAUUGAGGAUCUUAAAGCAUGGCAUCAGCCACAGAUUGGUUGCUUAGCAGCAGCAGGAGCUGACCUCAUUGCUUUUGAGACGAUCCCAAGUAUCAAGGAGGCGGAGGCUCUGGUGGAGCUGCUGAGAGAGUUUCCAAACACCAAAGCCUGGCUCUCCUUCUCCUGUAAGGAUGGGAUGUGCAUAUCAGACGGCAGCCUGUUCACAGACGCAGUGAAGAUUGCGAACAGAUCCACACAACUGGUCGCUGUAGGAGUCAACUGCUGCUCUCCAGCACUGGUGGAGCGGCUGCUGGACUCUGCAGGCUCCCUGCUGAGCCCAGAUAUGAGCUGGGUGGUGUACCCCAACAGUGGAGAGGAGUGGGACACUGAGCAGGGGUGGCUGACGUCAGGAAAAACAUCAGCAUCAAUACCCAAACUCAGUCAUACAUGGAUGAAGCAAGGUGCCUUUUUGAUAGGAGGCUGCUGCCGUAUUGGUCCUGCUCACGUAAAAGAGUUACGACAACAGUUAAAAGGAAGUUGUACGUCUGCAGCCUCUGCAGUGUGACUGGACUGAGACUGUAACAGUGAUAGUCACAAAGACAGAAGUCUGUCCUGGG
Paralichthys olivaceus (Japanese flounder) is the source of this 1144-nucleotide messenger RNA. RefSeq names its product homocysteine S-methyltransferase YbgG. Gene Ontology annotation, molecular function: zinc ion binding; S-adenosylmethionine-homocysteine S-methyltransferase activity. NCBI's taxonomy places the organism in Eukaryota, Metazoa, Chordata, Actinopteri, Pleuronectiformes, Paralichthyidae. Gene Ontology annotation, biological process: S-methylmethionine cycle. The record is from RefSeq and is a predicted model, not a curated record.